AUGAACAAAGCCUCGACAGCUACGUAUUUAGAAGAUUGCCUUUUGCUGGGGGUACAACGGGAGAACCUCCAAAAAGUGCACGCGGAGCUGGCGGAAGAGGAGCUAAAAGAAAGACUGGAGCAGGAGCAGCAGGAAGAGGAGGAAGAAGAAGAGAACGAAGAGAUCGAAGAAGGUAAAGAAGACGAAGAAGGCCAAGAAGGCGAAGAAAGGGGGGAACCACUCAACAUUGCGCACUCCAGCAGCGCUAACACCCACUGCGACCGUAGAGACGAUCUCAUUGGAGGAAAUCCUCCGAUGCAUGGGGACAGCGGCAACAAAUAUAUGCUAAACUAUUUGAAUGCGUACAUAAGUAAAAAUAUAAGGAACAAUAAAACAACAGAAAAUAUUAACCAGUCCAAUUUCUUGACCAACCAAAGUGAAGACAACAUGAGAAGUGGAAGCCCCACCAACAUCACUCUUAUUGAUAGUAACAAACAAUGCAUGAGAAAUUUUUUUAAAGACAGAGAUAGGCCUAGCCCUUUACGUGAUGCGCAGAUGGCAGCUAACCUUCGCUACAUGCUGAUCCCAAAUGGGAAUGAACAGAAAGAAAACGCCAACUGGAAAGAACCCAAUCAAAACGUUAACCGCAAUGAACGCAUAAGUAAUUUUAUACACAUGGAACUACAAAACGGCUCCGUGGACAGUAGAGUGUAUGUAACCAACAGAAGUAGCCUGAUGAACGAAUCGAAUUGUUCCGAUCAACAAAUGAAGAAUCCACACGAUUGGGAGACACCUGGAGCCGUGCUGGAGGAGGACGUGGGGAACAUCUUUGUCAAUAAAUUUCCCCCAGGUGUGGCGGGAAUCGCCGCCGGCGGCUUGAAGCACCCGAGUAGCAUGCGCAACGUCCAUAACGAGUUGGUCGAUGUGGGGAUGUUUCGAAGUGAUACGGGCUUCGAGGGGAGAGCGACCCGGCCGCAUUUCAGUAGGGAUUGUGCCACUCCAGAUCGUGUGACUGCUUAUCAUGGCAGUGCUUAUCAUCUGAAUGACCCCCGUCUGGACACCCCCCAUCCCAGUGCCGAGACGACGAAUCAGAACGGCCCCACGAACGAACCCAAUCCAAACAACGCCAGAGAGUGCGAAAAUCAUAAGCUAUCCCCGAGUGGAAGUGAAAAUGUCUCCCCCAGUAAGAGGCCGAGCGAGUGCGAUAAGCCGCAGGGAAUGUUCCUCAACAGCGUUGGAGAGGAGAGAAGCGUCAAAUGGGUAGACCCGCCAACUAUGAAGGAGGAAGACCCUGUUAUACUAACCGCCAGUGAAGAAGUGAACGGUGCAAAAAAGGAUGGGAAGGCAGGUGAACCACUACCCACAGUAAUAACUGAUUCAAAUCAGUGGAUGACAGGACAAGAGAAGGAUAACUAUCGGAGCUUUCUCCAUGUAAUUAAUAAACGAAUGGAAAUAUUUUCCAAAGAUAGAAAUGUCAUUUCUGUGGAGAAUAUGUACAAGCCGGACGUCCAAUCUGUGAAUGCCUCACUCAGCCAUAACAACCCCAUGUAUGUGAGCAACACUGAUAAGGGACCCACUUUGGGAGGCUCGCCACUCAAUUCAGGGGGAAGGAAGGAGGAAGGCCCUAUUGAUAACGCGGGCGCAUUCAAUGCUAAUGUAAAUUGUCAUGGAGGCUUCGUACCUAACGAGCCAAACGAAAGUUAUCAAAAAAUCAAGUUCAAAAAAGUGCAACAGGAACAAGGACAACCUAUCCUACAGCAAUGUUAUGAGGAAGAUACAACUCUCGGUGAUACUCAGGGGUUCUAUUCCCUCCAGGGUUCCUUUGCAGAGGGAGGAGCGCAUCCGAGUGGACUGUUGGAUAGCCACGGGAGGGACAUCUCCGCGGAUGCAGAUGCGGAUGAAGAUGCAAACGCAAUGAGGGACCUAGAAAUGCUGGGAGGCCAGGGAAGCAGCACAUCGGAUAACUUCCCCUGCAGUCGCGACCCGGGCAACAAUUUAAACACUUACUUCGAUGACAACCCGGGAAACAAUUUAAGUAAUUACUUCGAUGACGACCCCCCCGAGGUGGUUAAAUUAAACGGCGUCAAUUUUUCCAGCCACGUGGAUAGGCUAAGUGAGGAGUUAAACUUUAUUGAGGAGGGGCUAGUGGGCCACAAGAAGGAAGGAGGCCCGACUAGUUUCCAUUUUUUUCAGAAGGGGAAGAAAAUAGGAACGCCCCACAGUGGCGAUUAUGGUGACCAUGGGGGGUUUGGAGCAAAUCACGCACUUGGCGACCACGCUGACAUGACCGAAUCGCAGUGUCCAAAUUACGCAUUCGAAAAGGGAAUCGGAGCUGUCACAAGCACAGGGGAUGAAGAGGAUAGCGGCACCAACCGAAACAGCGCAGGUGGAAACGAGAACUGCUCCAGCAGUAGGAGAAGUAGCCACGAACACAGUUAUAAUAAGAACGACCCGUUUAAUGUGGAUUCCUUUGCAAGGGACCCAUUCCUUGUGGAUCCCUUUCGCAACGACCCCUUUGCCGGUGAUCCUUUUUUUGAUGAGCCGUGUGGGAAGGACGGGUUGUGUCUCAACCAGAUAGGCACGUACAGUGAGCGCAACGGGUAUUAUGCCAACGUGCGCCACAACGACGAAAAGGACGAUAACGACGACAAUGGCAAUGGGGUUGCCACUCCAAUUGCCAAUCUUAACAAGAACGCGACGUUGAAUGACGAUUAUGUAUUUCCAUCGAAUGGAAAGAACCCCCAUGACCUAGAAGAUGGAGUUGGCCGACAAAGCAGCCUGGCUCACUUUGACAACGGAGGCUACCUCUUCGCAGGCAAAAGCGGCAGCAAUAAUAAUUGCGCUUCAGUAAAGGAGGCCUAUAAGGGUGGAAACACAUUUCCCAGCUCGGCCAGUGGUCCCAACCAUGACGAUUUCAUUUCCGAGCACUUCACUAAUGACCAUGUCGAAACGGCCAACGCGAGUGAAAACACAUUUCAACUGCAUCAGGAAACGCACAGCAGUGACGGGGAUGGGAACCGAGGCAAAGGCAGCAUCGGGAGCAGCAAUGGUGGAAGAAGCCACGAUGGCAGAAGCCACGAUAGCAGUACAACCGGUGGGGAGGGCAACACAAGAUUGUUCAGUGACACCCACCCUGGGAGGGAAUCAAAUUUUACUCAAAAGAAGAAUCCAAAUGACGAUUAUCCAAAUGAGGAGGACUUACUCCGCACUGCAGCAACAAGGGAAAGUAGCCACUUCAGUUUUAACAGUUGUGUUAUCCAUGUGAAGGGAGAUAAUACCCCUCGAAAUGAGUCUCACCCGGAGGAGAAUCGCUUCCUCAAUGAAGAUCAGGGGGCCGCACCCUACCUGCAGGAUGAAUUUCCACGCGCAAGGCAGGACAUUGAAAGGGCCAUUGCCACCAUAGAUGGUGGGACCCAUAUGGCUGGCAGUGACGGAUCUAUCGAGGGCACUUCGGCAGGGGGUGAAACGGAGGGAAAAAACCAACACACUGAAGUGCCUUCCCCGGUUCAAAAGAAGAAGGUCUGCCCAAACCACGUUAAAGAAGAAGCAAGGAACAACGAGCAGCAUCCCAUUGGGAUGAACUCAUUUGACGACAGAACCUUUGGCAGCAAUUCAAAACGCGUCCAAAAACAUAACCAGGUAGAAGUGAACCUAACCGACGUAGAAGUGAAGCUAAUCGACGCAGCAGUGAACCUAACCCACGAAGAAGGGUACCCCCUCGUGGAUCGUAAUCUUCCAAGAAACGGAGUCACCAUAAGUACAAAUACUAUUGUCACCCAUGGAAGCACCAUGGUCGCCAAUGAAGAAUGGAUGCACAUGAAUGGGGAAUACAAUCAGGUGGAUCACCUUAACGUGACUAAAGGAAAGAGGAUAGCCACCCCCCUGGACGCCAACAGUAGUAGCAGCGCAAGGGAUGCCCAUAACACUUUGGCAGGCAGUGGCACUGUUGUCGGGAAUGCGAACAGCUUAAAUCAUGUAAAUGCGAAGAAAGGGAAUUACGGCCCUGCCAGUCAUUUGAAGGAUUAUUGUGGCUUGGGCGACGCACCGACUUCUGCUCAUCAUGACAUCUUGGAGGGGCUCCAAAGUAACACUGGGGUGCAGCACCCCUUCCACGUGAGGAAGGACGACGUCAUGCGAGAUAGGAGCAGUCAGGAGGAAACCUUCGGACGACCCUACGACUGGAACAAUGAACGAAGUACCAGUUAUGCCCCCGCCUCAUUCCGCAGAAACGCUAGUGAAACGAAAAGCUUAUUAACAAAAUUUUUUGACGCUGUCGAAUCGGGUUCUUUGAACCAGAGCAGAAGGGGAGGCAUAGCAGGAGCAUUCGCCACCAGCGGAAAUGAACACAACGAAUACAAUGUUGGUAACCUUCAUUCUUCACGCAACGGGUAUCAGAAGCAGAGUGAAGUGAAGAACGAUAAGGAGAACAUGUUCCCCCAGACGACGGAUCGUCCCAGCCAUAGUGGCAACCAUCCCAGCCAUGGUGGAAACACUUCACACCACGUAAAGAAUGGAAAUACGAAUGAUCCGUUUAGCAAUGGGAGUAACUUGGGCGGGGUGAAGAGUCUGGGGACGAUGGAGAUCCUGAGUCAGGGCAUCCCAAAUGGCGGCACCCCAAAUCGCGGCAUCUCCAGUGCGUGCAGCGGAGGCCCCCACGGCUUCACACACUUCAUGAAUAAAAAUGGCGACGUCGAUGCGCACCAGAAAGUGGCGACUCCGAUGGCAGGCCCUACCUUGAAGAAUGUAAACAAGGUGGAGAAUCAUCUACCCCACAAGAAUGUCCCUGUCAUGCAAAGCAGCAGAAAUAGUAACCUCGUACAUUCCAUUGUCUAUAAUCCGAGCAAGCUCCUUAUUAAUAAGCACAUCCACGCCAGUAAGUGUAUGAACGGCAAGGUGAAAAUGAUGAAUAGCGGUACUGGCGCCCCACAUAGCAGCAACAAUGGCAUGGGGAAUCUUUGGGGAGAUAAUCGAUCUGGUGGUAGUCCUCGAAAUGUGGGCAGCCCAAACUUAACGCAAGUCGACAGCGAAAACAGAAAACACCUGACCAUUCUAGGCAACAACAGUGGUCGUGGUGGUAUACCUAUGCCACACAGAAAGGGGAAUAAUAAUCCUCCUACGGAUGGUAAAGUGAAAGGGAAAAUGGUCGUCGCAGCAUUGAUGGGCAGUCGUGAGAAGACAAACUUGACGUGCAGCCCAAUUGAGGAAUCUAGUAAUAGUAACCUCCUUAUGGGUGCCCACGGAGGGAUGACACACACAACGAUUAGUGGGGCCACCAACUGUACCAGCACAUCACCAAGUGAACACAACUCGAGUGUCCCAUUCAAUCGAGUAGCAGGAGGAGCAGCGGGAGGAUUAGUCGGAGCAGACGGAGCAAUCCGGGCAGUAUCCACCGCCGGAGGAGCCCCCUUUUACAUCGCGGAAAGUAAAAACCUCCCUGGGGGUAAAUCCCCAAACGGAGGCAACCACGAUAAAUUGGAGAGGAAAAAUUCGUUCAGCAGCAACGGAGACACCAGUAGCAGCUUAAGAGGGAGAACUGCCUUCCACGAUGAUGGCAGCAUCGGUAGCAGUACGAUGGUAGAAUCGAGGCAACUCAACCAACCGUUUAGCGAGAAAGAAGAGCGUGCAAAUGGGAUCACCGGGUUUGUAGUCCCUGGAACGACGACUUAUCAAGGCGGUAGCAAUGGUCGUGCCUCCCUCUCGUCGGCACCGUCUGGUGGAGGGGUCGUAUACUCCCCGUCUAUCAAUGGGGGAGCAGUGACCUCCUCGCAAAUGAUGUCCAGCCAUAAAAUGAGUAGCUUCGUAAUCAAUGACAAUCUGAGUAACAUUCUGUUGAGCCAAAAAUUUAACACCUUUUUUAAUAACGCCCUAGCGAACAUACAAGGAGGGGGGAGCACAACUACUCCGUAUGGAAGCGUCGGCGGAGGUGUUCCCAACGUUAGUAGCUCCAAUGCCCAGGGUAUUAUCAUCCCUCCGAAGAAGAACGAACUUAGGUACAACAGCAUAAAGAGCAACCCGGGGGAAGGAAAAAGAAACAACAUGUGCGAAACGGUUAGUACAUACUGUAAGGAAAAUUCAAACGAUGCGUCCAAAAUAGGGGAAAGCUUCCUCUUUCAGGGAGGCGGCUCCCCGGGCCAAGUACCCAGCGAAGAUGUGAAGGAUCAGACGUCACGUCACUUGGCGCACCCCAAAAUGACAGACCAGAACAGUAACAAGCCUGCCAUUUAUCUUGGAAGCCAUAAAAUGAGGAAGGAUGUAAAGACAACUAAAAUGAUGGAGUCGUAUGUUAACCACUCAUUUGUGAGUGGAAAAAAUGGAAAAGUGAGUAGCGGCAGGUUUAAUGACUACUCGAAGAAUAUUGUGAAGGGGCAUUUUCAAGGGGACACCAGUUACAGCUACAGUGAGCAGAACGCAGGGGGACCAUCUGGUGAGAGGAAGCCCGGCAUUUCGCACUAUAUAAAAGGUAGCGCCAAUAGCAGAUGCCUGAAUGAGGGAGUUAGCGGAGUUAGCAGUGGUAGCGUUCGUGUUAGCGACGUCUUGAGCGGAGACCCCAAGCAGGAUUGCAACAAUGUAGACGAUUUUCCGACGGAGAAUUUUUCCCCCAGCGGAGGCAAACGAGUGGGUAAUCAAAAUGGGCCACCCACCCCCCAGUCUCGAAAAGGUUUUGUGCGCAACAGGAAUGUCUAUGUGAAGGCUAGCAAUGGCGAAGUAUGCGCAACCACUGGGACGAGGGACUAUAACGGUCCUCUGCAAAGCGGGUUCGACAACAGAGGAGAUGCUGUGACGGCCGUGGCUACCGUGGCGGCUUCCUCCAUGGACGAGGCUCGACUUUUCCGGAACCACUCGAUGAAUCACAGCAGAGGGAGCGGCGAACAGAGAAUCCAGGAUCACCAGGUGGGUCACUACGGGCACAGGGCCGAACUUGCUGCGGUAACGCUAGACCCCGAAAGAGGGUGCAAAGAAGAAGAUAAUAACAAUACUAGUAAGACCCAAGAAAGUAGGUACGCCAUGCAGGCCGAGGUGCUAACGAAGCGGAAGGGUAGCUUGGGUCAAGAGAACACGGUUAGCAGCAGCACCAACAGUGGUAGCAGUAACAACGGCAGUAGCAACUAUAGCGGCGGGGGAGCCACCUACGCUGCUGGCGGCAAUUACGCUGCUGGGAGCAACUACACACUUGGCGGCAAUCAUUCCGUUGGCGGCAACAAGGCGGGCCCCCAGGGCUCUUACCCCCAUGUCAGCCCGAACAAUGCAGAUAUUAACAACAUCAUAAUGGCUAUGAUACAGAAUCCAAUGAAUUGUAGCGGUGUCCUAGCGAGCCACGUUAGGAAAGGAGUAUCUGUCGGCGGGGCAGGAAACCCCAUCGGAUCAGCCUCAGGCCACAUGGCGCAGAGUCCAAGGAGCAUCAACAACGAUAACAGUGUUCCAAACGAUUUGUUACUGAAGGGAAAAAAUAUCGAGGAGCUGAUAUGCAGCAAGGGCUACGUUCCGAGUAGGUACCCGCACCAUCCGUAUAAUAAUGUGAGUACGAAAAUGGCUAGCCCGCUUCAGGGUCCGCCAAAUCCCCAGCACCAUGGAGUGCAUAGCGGAAUGCAGAGCGGCCUGUAUGGCAGUGUGUCUAACGUGUCGCUUAACAUCCCCCCCUCCGCGGGCAGCCCCGCCAAACAUAACGAAGAUUUAAGAAUGGGUGCAGAAAAAAGUACUCUAAAGAUGGUAGCCAACAACAUGAGCAUGAGGAACGCAAUGAAUCGAGACAGCCCAAUGAAUCGAGACAGCCCAAUGAAUCGAGACAAUCCAAUGAGUCGAGACAGCCCGAUGAAUCGAGACAAUCCAAUGAGUCGAGAUAUUGCUACCUACAACUCGGUGGGAGGCGUUUGUUUCAACAGGAACGGUAGUGUGGUCCCCCCGACCAGCGGAGCGAGUGUCAACAGUGGAGGACUUGGAGCAGGAAGCGCCAUCAAUAACAUGCCGGGUAGAAGUGUAGAAUCAUUUAAUUACGUGAUGAGCAGCGAGCAGCCGGGAAAUCCGAUGCAACAACAUGCACUAGAGAAGAACACAAAGAACAGGUGCAUACUGAAUAAUAACUUCAAAAUGGAUGCUAGUAAAAACUGCGCAAAGAUUAGGAGUGCGCAUCCUCAGAAUGGUUAUGCGAACGUCGUGAUGCAGCCCAACGGGGACGUGCGAAAGGGGGUUCCACCUCCCCUGGCGGCGGCGCUAGGGGUGAGUCCUCAAGCAGCCUUGGCACCACGAGCUGUAGGAGGGGCAGGAGUGACAGGAGUGGCACCCGGGGCAGGAGGGGCAAUCAUUUUGCAGAACCAGAACGGAGGCCUCAGUGAAUACGCACAGCAUUACUACGAGCAGCAGCUGCAGCCCAUACAGGGGCACCACCCAGGCGAAGCCGAGCGCGGGGAGCACGCCAUGUACCUCUCGAACACUAGCGACCUGGCAAUCAAAAAGAAGGAAUACGAGAACGUGUUCAGGCUAUCGAAAAAUCAGCUUCUAAAUCUAGAGAGUGAAAUAAAAUAUCUAAAGUCACAAGCGUCGUACAAUAUAAAGCCGAAGGAUCUAUACUUUGAGACGUACGAGGAGACGGAUGUUUUUACGUACGACGAUGCUGGUAUCACGAAUGGAGAUUACUAUUAUUACCAGCAUCAACAUCAGCAGCAUCAAGGGGGAGUCACUUGUGUUGAUGGGGGUGGCCUACCCAUGGGAGGUGUUAAUCAGAUGAGCGGCAUGGUAAGCCCAGUUGGGAACUCCGCGGGGAAUCUGUGCCGUGUGAAUGGCAGCGCCAGAGGGGGAGCGGGAAUAGCGGCAGGAGGAGCGAUAGGAGCGGUAGGAGCAGAUGCAUCUGCGCUGAUGGAUCAGCCCCCCCUGGGUGGGAAAAUCAAAAGAGAAAGGAGGAGAACAAAACUGUACACGAAUAAAUUUAGCAGCAAGUUAAAAUAUACGGUGAUAGAGGAAGGAUCAUUUGGAGUAGUCUACAAAGGAUGGUACAAAGGAAUGCAUGUCGCUGUGAAGGUACCAGUAGACAAGAUGGCCAGGCAAGACCCCUACGGAUUAACAAAAAGGUCCAUAAACGAGUGGAGAAUUUUAUCAAAAUGUGAUCAUCCAAAUAUAAUCAAAUUGUGUGGAGGAAUCAUACAUAGCUAUUUCGACAUUUGGCUAGUCACCAAACUAGUGAACGGAUUAGACCUGCACACGAUAAAGAAUAACAUGAAGAAAGACGACAAGGCAAUGAGUAUUGAUGUGUCUUUGAAGAUGUGUAGACAGCUAGCCAAUGUUAUUAACUUUUUACACACACCGAUAAAGAACAAAAAGGAUGUAAUCAUCCAUAGGGAUAUAAAACCAGAAAAUUUAAUAAUUGACAAUGACUGGAAUAUACACCUAUGCGAUUUUGGAGACUCAGAAGAAUGCGAAGAUGGAAUCGUAACGAAUGUGUCUGGUGCCACAUGGAUUUAUGCUCCUCCAGAAUUGCUGACAUGUCACCCGCUCAGGCAGAGCAGCGAUUACAACUUUUUGGACCACACGAAAUUAUCCUACAAGUGGGACAUCUGGUCCAUGGGAUGCGUAUUUCAAGAAAUGAUGAAUUUGCCUUCUCCCUUCCAACAUUACAUUAUCACUUUUGAUGAGUCGGAUCAGAUUUAUGAAAAACUGGUCGAUGUUUUCACCAGGAAGUUGCCUCCCUGUAUUCAUUCUAAGAUUGAGAACUCUCCCUUCGCCGACAUCAUUCGGUUGUGUUUGAACUACGACCCGAAUUUGCGCCCCACGGCAUCCGAAAUUGUUCAGCUGCUUAACCAGCCGGACGAGUACCUGCUGCUGAAGAGGGCGUAG
Molecule: messenger RNA, 9804 nt
Organism: Plasmodium inui San Antonio 1
Lineage: Eukaryota; Apicomplexa; Aconoidasida; Haemosporida; Plasmodiidae
Product: serine/threonine protein kinase
Exons: 1
Coding region: 1-9804 (3267 amino acids)
Biological process (GO): protein phosphorylation
Molecular function (GO): protein kinase activity; ATP binding
Source: RefSeq, a predicted model, not a curated record